Talaromyces marneffei is the source of this 1125-nucleotide messenger RNA. RefSeq lists its product as uncharacterized. Gene Ontology annotation, molecular function: phosphoric diester hydrolase activity. NCBI's taxonomy places the organism in Eukaryota, Fungi, Ascomycota, Eurotiomycetes, Eurotiales, Trichocomaceae. The transcript has a single exon. The coding region runs from base 1 to 1125 and encodes 374 amino acids. Gene Ontology annotation, biological process: lipid metabolic process. The record is from RefSeq and is a predicted model, not a curated record.
AUGGUGCUGGCCGCUUCUGUCCAGUCAUCAUCCCUCUCUAAAUUCGCCUUGGGCAAAGUCCUCAAGGAUGCAUCGUCCAUAUUCGGCGAAUACUUCAAAAGUACCAACCACUUCUCCGAUUGGAUGAAGAACUACCCAGACGACACUCUGCUCGUACACAUGAACAUUCCAGGUACCCACGACAGCUCAACAUGGAACUAUACCCAGGCCACCCAAAACUCUCUCCGGGGCAUCACAAACCUGAACCAAGUACUUCUCUGGACACCUUUAGCUUACCGAUGCCAGGAGUUGCCGUUCAUCCAUAUGCUGAAUAUGGGUGUUCGGGCUUUCGAUCUGCGAAUUGCGUUUGAUCCUACAAAUACCACGCUCAUAUUCUACCAUGCGCAAGCCCUACUUUCGCAAAAAGCUGGGCUCGACAUUGUUCUUUUUGGAUUCUAUCAGUGGCUCGACGACCAUCCUUCCGAGACUAUUUUCUUGUCAAUAAAGUAUGAAGGCUCCACUGCUCGACACGCACAAAACAAUGCCGCUGUACAACUCUCGCUCUAUGAAGUCCUUACCACACCCGCUGCUCAUGCCUACUUUGUGCAAAAAAAGGACGAACUGGGAACUUUAGGUGAAGCACGCGGUAAAAUCAUACUCAUGCGCCGCUUCGACUUGGAUCAACUCCCACGUUGGUACACGGAGAAUCUCCCAGGAUUACACUUCUCCCCAAAUUUAUGGAUAGAUAACGGCGCCGAUUUCACAUUAGUGUACAACACUGAAAAGAAUCUGAGAGCUUAUAUUGAGGAUUACUUCAUGAUACAGACACCGUUUGGUUCAACUGUAGCUGAAAAUAUCCAGUGGAAGUACAACGCCACUGUCGCGCAUCUCAAGAAAGCUGCUUCUUCCACUUAUAAGGGCAGUCUGUUUUGGACCUUUGCUUCGAGUGUGAAUCUUCUGACCCUGCCUCCUAUAUGGCCCCAGAUUCAGGCUCUUGGUAAUGGUACGGAGUAUACGCCAAACGGGGGGGUGAAUCAUAUGCUUGUGCAGUUUUUGAAGCAACAGAGGGGAAACAGGAUGGGGAUUGUGAUGUUUGACUUUUAUGAUCAGCCUAGUGAUCUGAUUGAGACCUUCUUGAGCUUGUAG